AUGGCUCACUCGGCGCCGGCGUCGGACCCUGGGCGCCGGGAGAUGACUAACGGAGGCGGGGGGGCCCACGCCCACGCCAGUGCCAGUGCCAGCGGGCAGGCUGGGGGCUCCAACACCGCCACGCCGCGCUACCUGCUGAAGAAGCAGCAGCGGCGCCGGAUGAGGUCUUCCUCCCCCAUGGGCAGAGUCAUCCUCAUCAACGCACCUGUGGAAGGUGGUGCGGACAGCGAGGACAUCCACACCAUCACGGUGGAUAAGAGUGAGGACGGGCGGCUGGGCUUCAGCGUACGCGGCGGCUCCGAACACGGCCUCGGCAUCUUCGUCAGCAAAGUGGAGGAUAACAGCUCAGCAGAGGAGGCUGGGCUGCUGGUGGGGGACAAGCUGGUGGAGGUGAACGGCAUCAGCCUGGAGAGCAUCACCAUGAGCAGCGCCGUCAAGGUGCUCACCGGCAACCACCGGCUCAGGAUGGUGGUGCGGCGCGUGGGGAAGGUGCCCGGCAUACGCUACUCCAAGGAGAAGACCACAUGGGUGGACCUGAUCCACCGGCGCAUGGUGGUGGAGGAGACGGGCCGCACCCCCUCGGAGUCCAGCUCAGACAGCGGGGCCCUGCGGCGCAUCGUCCACCUCUACACCACCUCCGACGACUACUGCCUCGGCUUCAACAUCCGCGGGGGCAAGGAGUUCGGCCUCGGCAUCUACGUCUCCAAGCUGGACCCAGGUGGCCUGGCGGAGCAGCACGGCAUUAAAAUGGGCGAUCAGAUACUGGCGGCCAACGGAGUCAGCUUCGAGGACAUCACCCAUAGCAACGCCGUGGAGGUGCUGAAGAGCUACACGCACAUCAUGCUCACCAUCAGGGAGGCGGGAAGAUAUCCGGCUUACAAAGAGAUGAUUGCGGAGUACAGCUGGCUUAAUAAAUUGGCCAAUGGUCUGGCUCCGUCCUCCCAGGGUUCGGACUCCUUCUCGUCCGCCUCGUCCCUCUCCUCGGGCACGCCCCUCUCCUCCCUGAGCGGCCUCUCCCAGGUCAUGUUCCCGCCGUUGCACAACGAGAUGGUGGACGUCUGCAUCUCCACCGAGGACCACCGCUCGCGGAGACAAAGCUUCGACCGGGCCGAGAUGGCCAUCCAGACGGACACCCCUCCCCCUCCGCUGGGCUUCGGCGGCGGGGACCGCUCGGAGGCCUCCAGCCCCGUGGAGACCAGCCGGACGGUGGGGGAGACCACCCUGCUGAAGGACACGGUGAUCCGGACGGCCAGCUUCGGGAGGCGAGGGCCGGGGGGGGUGGUGCAGGGGCGGGGCAGGACGUUCUCGGCCGGGGAGAAGGAGACGCUGGACUCGGCCAAGACGGCGGUGCUGGUGGCGCUCAGCAAGCCGCGCCGGCCCCUACGCCGCUCCCAGAGCCACAUCACCGUGUCAGAAGACAAGCUGAAGAAGAAGCAUCAGCAGCAGCAGAAGGAGAAGUCGUCUGGAGGAGGCGACAGAGGAGGAGGAGGAGGAGGCAGCACCACGCUGCAGCGCUCCAAGACCUUCGUCAGCCUCCUCUUCAAGGGCGGCAGGCGGAGGGAGAGGGAGAGGGAGGAGAGGGAGGCGUCCAGGGAUGGAGGAGGAGGAGCUGCGGAGAGACACAGGGGGAGCGCCAGAUCACCCAAUCGCUCAGAGAAAGGUAAGAAUCGUCUGAGCCUGCUGACGUCCCCUAAGGAGUCUCGUGCGGGGGUGAAGGACGCGAGCGGGCCCCCGGGCCCCGAGGCGCUGGCCAUGGUGGAGGGCAUGGCACACCGGCUGCUGAGCGAGGACGAGGUGGCCGCCGUCAUGAGGCACUGCAAACGGUUCAUGUCAGAGCGUGUCAUGGAGGACCUGGUGCGCCCCCUCCUGGCCAUCCUGGACAAGCCAGAGAAGCUGCUGUUGCUACGGGAGAUCAGAGCCAUUAUCCCGCCCACUGAUGUGUCUCAGUUUGACAGCAUGGUUGUGCCAUUUGAACUGGAGGCCUAUGAGAUCCUCAAGAGCCGCUCGGUGAGGUCGCCAGCUCUGCGGUCCCCAAGGCCUGGAGGGACACCCCGACGCCAUCUCAUCACCCCCAUACCAGACUACCGCGGUGGCUUCCAGCUGCAGCCUGCUCUGGACGCCGCGCGAGAGCGCCACCUCCUGGAGGAGCUGGAGCGUUUGCGUCUCUCGCCUCUCAGGACGGGCCGCGUGCCGCCCUCCCGCCCCUUCACCCCCCUGCUGGACAUCCCGGUGGACGCCUACGCGGCCCCCACCUCCGUGCUCCGCUCACGCACCCCCAGCCCCAACUGGCUGCUGAGCGAGUCGCCCCACAACACCACCGCCCGCCGCCGGGACCAGGACCGAGACCGAGACCGAGACCGAGACCGGGGCCGCUCCCCCCAGCGCAGGGACAAUGGGUCGCCCCGCUCCAGGGAGCCCAGUGACAGGGGAGAGACCACCUCCAGAGAGCGGGGGAGGUUGCCUUACCGGAAUGGAAACGGUAAUGGGAACGGCACUAAUGGCACUAAUGGCAAUGGAAGGAGGGACAGAGAACAGACGAGGACGUCUGAUAGGACGAGUGGCAACGGGCUGGACACGCUGCACGUGACUUCCCCGCGUCGCAGCAGGACGCCCCUAACGCAGGUGUUUGGGCCCCAGGAGGGCGCCACACGGACCCCCACGGAUCGCUCCCCGUCCGCGGGCAGGUUCAGUGGGGUGCCCCCUAGGGAGUUUUCCCAGGAGGGUGCUCGGACCCACACAGAGCGCUCCCAGUCCACAGGGAGAUUGGGUCUCGUGCCCAGCAGGGACCCUCAUCAUGGGGGUACUACUCGGACCUCGGAUCGGAGCUGGGAUCGGAGCUCGGAUAGGUCCCCGUCUGCGGGGAGGUUAGGUGGGGUUUCGCCGCAGGUGAACGGACACUCGGCGGACACACGGCGCUCCAUGCAGAACGGACACGACGUCAGCAGCAGCAGCAGCAGCAGUCACAGAGUGCAGGAGUACGAGAUCACCACGGUGUCCAUAUCCAAGACCAAGCAGUCUCUGGGCAUCAGCAUCUCAGGUGGUAUGGAGUCUAGGGUGCAGCCCAUGGUGAGGAUCGAGAAGAUCUUCCCAGGUGGAGCUGCCUCAGCCUGCCCCAUACUAAAGGCCGGCUACGAGCUGGUGUCAGUGGACGGGGAGUCUCUGCAGGGCGUGUCUCACCAGCACGCGGUGGACGCCAUCCGCAGAGCGUUCAGCAACAAGGCCAAAGACCCCAUGCAGCUGGUGGUGAAGGUCCCCAAAGGAGCACAGCAGGACUGACCAGCACUGAUGAACAGCAGGACCAGAUC
Molecule: messenger RNA, 3305 nt
Organism: Engraulis encrasicolus (European anchovy)
Lineage: Eukaryota; Metazoa; Chordata; Actinopteri; Clupeiformes; Engraulidae
Gene: pdzd7a
Product: PDZ domain containing 7a
Exons: 16
Coding region: 1-3276 (1091 amino acids)
Biological process (GO): sensory perception of sound; auditory receptor cell stereocilium organization
Cellular component (GO): cilium; plasma membrane; stereocilium tip
Molecular function (GO): protein binding
Source: RefSeq, a predicted model, not a curated record